Molecule: messenger RNA, 669 nt
Organism: Paramuricea clavata
Lineage: Eukaryota; Metazoa; Cnidaria; Anthozoa; Malacalcyonacea; Plexauridae
Source: the annotation of a GenBank genome assembly
AUGGAGGACGCUUCAAGUGAAUGCGAAGGACAGUUUUUGUUUCUUUCGAGGGAUGAAUUGUUUAAUGCUUUUGAAGAUUUUAAGAAAGAUACUUGCACUGGAUGGCGUUGCGUCUUUAAAGACUCAAAAUUUGGUAAGUUUGGUAAACUGUUCAAUAAUUCAUAACAUGCAAAUGAGAAUAGACCAUAUUAAUAUACGGUACUACAGUAGCGACCAAAUUUAUACGAAUAGCGUGUGGAUCUAUUAACAAACACAUCAUUUGACAGCAGUAGAUCGACGGAAUUCCCUCAUAAUUUACAUUUAGAUACUGCAAUGUAGGUCAAUCAUACUUUCACACAGAUGUUUGAAUACAGGCUUAUAAACAGUCAAUUUGAUAUAAUCACCAAAGUUAUAGUCUGUUAACUUUGUACUGUUUUGUGCUAUAACAUGAUAAUAUGACUUUUUAUAUGGAUGGAUUUUAAUAUAGAGAUGGAUGUGAAGAAACUUAUCGAAGAGGCAAAGAAUGCAUCCAGAAUAAAGUGGUCAGUAUCUGCCAUGAACGAUGGGAUAUGCAGUAAAUUUGAUGGGAUUCCUAUUCUGUCAGCUGGGACAAUGCAAUUUCACUGCCACCAAGGUGUUGAUAUAGACUUACCACAAAAAAAUAAAAGAAAACAAAUUAAGGAUGACAAG